UUUGUUUUUGAAGAUUUUAUUUAUUUAUUUGAGGGAGAGUUACAGAGAGGGAGGGAGGGAGAGAGAGGUCUUCUAUCUACUGGUUCACUCCCCAAAUGGCUGCAACAGCCAGAGCUGAGCCAAUCAGAAGCUGGGAGCCAGGAGCUUCUUCCAGGUCUCGCGUGUGGGUUCAAAGGCCCAAGCACUUGAGUCAUCUUCCGCUGCUUUCCCAGGCCAUAAGCAGAGAGCUGGAAUAGAAGAGGAGCAGCUGGGACACAAACUGGCGCCCAUAUGGGAUGCUGGUGCCACAGGCGGAGGCAGAGGCUUAGCCUGCUACACCACUGUGCUAGCCCAUAUCUGUUGACUUUAACAUCUGGGACAUCUUGGCACCAGUUUCCGUUAUCUUUUUCUCUUGCAAGUGGGUCACUUUUUCCUCUUUUCCAUCUGAGGAUAUAUCAAGUAAUUUUGAAAUGUACUGGACAUAAUUAAUAUGUUAUAAAUAUUCCGGGUUCUAUUAUAAUCUGGACAGGGCUUAUGUUUCUGUUCAUUUUAGCUGGAAUCCAGUGUAGUCUCCACUCCUUACCUGCAGUACAGACUGUGGCGCCGUUGGCCUUUGCUGUGCCGCCUGGGGAAGGCCUGUGAAUGUCUGUUUAGGUCAGAUCAGCCAGAGCUGUGGGCGCUUUAUGCACAGCACUGGGAGUUAUUCCUCUCUGUUUCUACUCUUCCGGGUGUCUCCCCUCACUUUCCAGCAACUUUUUUGUCCCAAAUUCUGUCCUCUGGUUAUUCAGGUCAGAGCAGUUAAACUUUGCUUUAAAAAAAAAAAAAAAAAUCAGGCUUUUAGCUGACCAGCACAGCACUGAUUGGACCUGCCUCCCAGCUGAGCUCAUAGACUGGGCGCUUCAUCAGGAACAUUCUCCUUUUCCACGUGUUGACUCCUUUCUGGGAUCUGCCUGUCCUGUUACUCCCCAGUGCCUUCAGGUCAUUUUUUAAAAAAUUAUUUUUUGCAGUUUAUAGUUGUGGUAGAGGUGGUCAGAUCGGAGCCGCUCAGCCAUACUAGGAGUGGAAAUCCUUCUUUGUCUCAUUUAAAUGAGCAAUGCAAAUGUUCUCAUGUUCUCAUCAGAGAGGUGGCAGAGCUGAGCUGUGUGAAGACGCAAGGCUAUGGUGUGUUCCAGAAUGUUCCAGAAUGUUCUAGAAUGUGCAGGGGGAGCAGUCAGCUAAUGAUCGGUAACCAUCAGCUGGGAGAUUCUUAAAACACUGUUUUAAUUUAGUUUAUUUGAUAAUCAGGGAGAUAUAGAAAGAUAUUCCACCUACUGGUUCACUUCCCAAAUGCUUGCAACAACCAAUGCUGAGCCAGGCCAAAGCCAGAAGUCAGGAACUCAGUCCAGAUCUCAUACCUAGUUGCAGGGACAUAAGCACUUGAGCCAUCAUCUGCUGCCUCCCAGGGUGCACAGUAGUAGGAAGCUGGAACUGGAAGUGUAGACAGACUUUGAAUGCAGGUGUUCCAAUAUGGGGCGGGGGCAUCCCAAGCAGUGUCUUAACUGCUGGACCAAAUGCCUGCCCCCGACUGGGAAAUUUCAAAACAGACUGACUCCUAUACAGAGAACCUGUUUUGUGCAUUUGUAAAUUGGGGAUAGUGCUGGUAAGCAGCCAGUGUGCCGUGAGUGCCUGCUAGGUCCAAUGCUGAGCUCUUCAUUAUCUCUUUUAACCUUGGAACAGACUCCAUGAGAUUGGAUUGGUUUUAUUGGGAGGUUUUGAGUUCAAACUGAGGUUUACUGGGAUUAACCUCAAAGAGACAAAAUUAUUUACAUGAUUAAUAAGUAAUGAUUAAUUACAAUGACUGAUAAGUAAUAAUAACAAUAACAUAAUUAAUAAUGUGAUUGGGGCUGGCACUGUGGCUUAGCGGGUAAAGCCACCGCCUGCAGUGCUAGCAUCCCAUAUGGACGCCAAUUCGAGUCCCGGCUGCUCCACUUCAUAUCCAGUUCUCUAUUAUGGCCUGGGAAAGCCAUAAUAGAAGAUGGUCCAAGUCCUUAGACCCUUGCACCCACGUGGGAGACCCAGACUAAGUUCCUGGCUCCUGGCUUCGGAUCAGCACAGCUCCAGCCGUUGCAACCAAUUGAGGAGUGAACCAGCAGAUGGAAGACCUCUCUCUCUCUCUCUCUCUCUCUGCCUCUCCUUCUCUCUCUGUGUAACUCUGACUUUCAAAUAAAUAAAUAAAUAAAUCUUUUUUUAAAAAUGUGAUUAAUAAGUAAUUGUUAAUAAUGGCUCAAAUUAAUUGAGCGACUACCCUCAUUGUAGAUGUGUACUAAGUAUUCUUUAUGUAUCACAUUUAAUUCUCCCAACUACCCUAGGAGGUCAGUACUGUAUUGUCAGUCUGCCUUCUCACAUGGACACGGCGGGGCUAAGGAAGGCGGAGUAACUUGCCCAAGGACCCAUACCGCGCAAGUGGUGGAGCUGGGACUUGAACCUAGCAGCUUUGCUCUAACCCCAUCUGCCCAACCUUUAAGCCAUGCUGCCUCCUUGCCGUGUGUGACCCUCUGGAUCUUAGAGAGGAUCAUUCCUGCUGGUAAAAUCUGGGUUGGAGUAAACAGACUACACAAGGCUGUUCUCUGAUGUAGGCACCCGGGUGGUACCCGACGUUUGUGGGGCCUCCGUCAGCCUGAGAACUAUACUGCUAUCUGCUCACCAGGCACGCCAGCCUCCAAUAGAAAUGAGGAAAUCUUCCUAAGAAGGACUAAACUGUGAUAGACUGCACAGAUUUCCUGGUCCUGGUUUUCACUUCAUGUUUUGGAUGCUGCAGGCCUGGUGCGAGAGAUCCCAGGCGCUGUCCCGGCAGCUGCCCUGCCUCUGAGCGCUGCCAUGGACCACUUCCAGGCCAUCCUGCCUCGGGUUCAGAUGCUGCUGUCCUGCCAUGGGCAGAGGGAAGUGCGGGCUCUCCUGGACAGCCUGCUACAGGAGGAGCUUCUCUCCAGGGAGUACCACUGCGCCCUGCUCCACGAGCCUGAUGGGGAGGCGCUGGCCAGGAAGAUCUCCCUGACUCUGCUGGAGAAGAGAGACCUGGACGUGGCCCUCUUAGGUUGGGCCCGGAGCGGGUGGCAGGUUCCAGCAGCAGAGAGGAGCCCUGAACACGGGGACCUUGGCGGCGGCGGAUCGUGUGCCACCAUGGAACUGGGGCCUCUGGAAGGGAAGUACCUGGAGCUUCUCAACAGCGAUGUUGACCCCUUGCGCCUCUACCACUUCUACGACCAGAUUGACCUGGCUGCGGGAGAAGAGAUGGAGCUGUGCUCAGAACCCUACACGGACACCAUCAACUGCGAGCAGUUCAGCAGGCUGCUGUGUGACAUUGAAGGUGACGAAGAGACCAGGGAGGCUUACGCCAACAUCGCGGAACUGGACCAGUAUGUGUUCCAGGACUCCCAGCUGGAGGGCCUGAGCAGAGAUAUUUUCAUAGAGCACAUGGGAUCAGAUGACGUGGUUGGUGAGAACGCAGAGGUGCCCGCGGAAGCAGUACAGAAAAGUCAAAAGAGACCCUUCCCGGAUGAGUGCCCGGCAGAUCCGAAGCACAGGAGGCUAGCUGAACCCCCCACUGUGCCCGUGGUGACCGGCAGCUUCCUGGUGGGGCCAGUGAUGGACUCCCCCGCUCUGCCCUGCCCACCGCCACCUGCCCUGCUCAACCAGGAGCCAGCGCGCAGCCAGACCCACCAGGAGGGAGCCGUCCAGAAGCCUGUGCCCCCCACCAGCUCCUCCUCGAACUGCCUGAACCUCCCUGCUGGCCCCAUGCAGCUCAUCCCCACUGUCCCCGCUCUGCCCCAGUGGCUCUGGCAAAUCUCAGGGGCUGGGACUGGCGUCUCCAGUAUAUUCAUCUACCACAGCAAGCUGCCCCCGGCCAGCCAAGCGUCCCCUCCCAGAGGCCCUGCUGUGCACAGCCUCCCGAAGUCCCCAGACCGGCCUGGCUCCACCAGCCCCUUCGCUCCGUCUGCAGCUGAGCUGCCCAGCAUGCCCGAGCCAGCCCUGACCUCCCGCACAAACGAGACAGAGGACACUGUGCUCCCCACACGAUGCCAAGAAGCCCCGGAGGUCUCCAAAUGGCCUGAGCCGGUGCGGCAGCUCUGCCGCUCGCUGCAGGACAAGUUCCAGGCUGAGCCCGCAGGCCCGGAUGGCAUCCAGGUGGAGGUGGAUCUGGUGCGGGCGCAGCUGGAGAGGAGCGGCAGCAAGAGCCAGGACAGGGAACUGGCCACGCUGGACUGGGCCGAGAGGCAGCUGGCCCACGGGGGUCUGGCCGAGGUGCUGGCUGCCAGCAACCCCCGGCAGCCACGAGAGACACAGAUCAUCGCCGUGCUGGGCAGGGCCGGGCAGGGCAAGAGCCACUGGGCCCGGGCGGUGGGCCGGGCCUGGGCCUGCGGCCGGCUGCCGCAGUACGACUUCGUCUUCCACGUGCCCUGCCGCUGCCUGGACCGUCCCGGGGACGACUUUCGCCUGUGCGACCUGCUUGUGUCCCCGGGCCCGCCGGCCCCGGCCGCAGACGACGAGGUCUUUGGCCACAUCUUGAGGAGGCCUGAGCGCGUCCUGCUCAUCCUGGACGCCUUCGAGGAGGUGGAAGCCCAGGACAGCCUCCUGCACGGCGGCGCGGGCGGCCCCGGGCCCACGGAGCCCUGCUCCCUCCGGGGGCUGCUGGCCGGCCUCUUCCAGCGCAGGCUGCUCCGGGGCUGCACCCUGCUCCUCACCGCCCGGCCUCGGGGCCGCCUGGGCCAGAGCCUGAGCAAGGCCGACGCCCUGUACGAGAUGACUGGCUUCUCGGCCGAGCAGGCCCACGCCUACGUGGUACAAUACUUUGAGCGCUGCGGAGCCCCAGAGCACCAAGAGAGAGCCCUGGCACUGCUGCAGGAGCGCCCGUUUCUGGUCAGCCACAGCCACAGCCCAACCGUGUGCCGGGCGACGUGCCAGCUCGCACAGGCCUUGCUGAAGCAGGGCUGCGGGGCCCGGCUGCCCUGCACGCUCACAGGACUCUACGUGGACCUGCUGGGCCCUGCGGCCAGCGACGGCCCCCCAGGGGCCCUGGUGGCACUGGCCAGGCUGGCCUGGGAGCUGGGCCGCAGACACCAAAGCUCCCUGCAGGAGAGCCAGUUCCCGUCGGCGGAGCUGAGGACCUGGGCUGUGGCCAGAGGCUUGGUGCAGCCAGCCCCAGGCGCCGCGGAGACCGAGCUGGCUUUCUCCAGCUUCCUCCUGCAGUGCUUCCUGGGGGCUGUGUGGCUGGCGCUGAGCAGCGAGAUCAAGAACAAGGAGCUGCCGCAGUACUUGGCACUGACCCCGAGGAAGAAGAGGCCCUACGACAACUGGCUGGAGGGCGUGCCGCGCUUCCUCACCGGGCUGAUCUUCCAGCCCCGCGCCCGCUGCCUGGGAGCCCUGGUGGGGCCAGAGGCAGCCGCCGCGGUGGACCGGAAGCAGAAGGUGCUCGCCAGGUACUUGAAGCGGCUGCAGCCAGGGACGCUGAGGGCGCGGCGGCUGCUCGAGCUGCUGCACUGCGCCCACGAGGCCGAGGAGGCCGGGAUCUGGCAGCACGUGGUGCGCGAGCUCCCCUCCCGCCUCUCCUUCCUGGGCACGCGGCUCACGCCCGCUGACACACACGUGCUGGCCCGGGCCUUGGAGGCCGCCGGCCGGGACUUCUCUCUGGACCUCCGCAGCACCGGUGUGGACCCCGGCGGACUGGGCAGCCUCGUGGGACUCAGCCACGUCAGCAGCUUCAGGGCCAACUUGAGCGACACGGUGGGGCUGUGGGAGGCCCUGCAGCAGCGUGGGGAGACCAAGCUACUCCAGGCAGCGGAAGAGAAAUUCACCCUGGAGCCUUUCAGGGCCCAGUCUCUGAAGGAUGUGGAGGAGCUCGGCCACCUCGUGCGGACCCAGAGGAUGGGACGCGCCUCUGCAGACGAAGCCGGCGGACUCCCCGCCGUCCGGGACCUGAAGAAGCUGGAGUUUGCGUUGGGCCCCACCUUGGGCCCCCAGGCCUUUCCCAAACUGGUGAGGAUCCUCACGGCCUUCUGCUCGCUGCAGCACCUGGACCUGGACUCCCUGAGCGAGAACAAGAUCGGGGACGAGGGCGUCGCACAGCUGUCGGCCACCCUCCCUCAGCUGAAGGCCCUGGAGACGCUCAACCUGUCUCAGAACAGCAUCACCGACCUGGGCGCCUGCACGCUCGCCGAGGCCCUGCCCGCGCUCGCCAGCUCCCUCCUCAGGCUGAGCUUGUACAAUAACUGCAUCUGCGACGCGGGAGCCGAGAGCCUGGCGCACGUACUUCCACGCAUGGCGGCCCUGCGGGUGCUGGAUGUCCAGUACAACAAGUUCACGGCCGCCGGGGCCCAGCAGCUCGCCGCCAGCCUGAGGAAGUGCCCUCAUGUGGAGACGCUGGCGAUGUGGACGCCCACCAUCCCAUUCGGCGUCCAGGAGCACCUGCAGCAGCUGGACUCCCGGAUCAGCCUGCGAUGAUCUGCUGCGCCCUGCAAGGGACACUGACCACGCCGGACCUUGAACUGGGUACCUGCGGACACAGCUCUUCCCAGGGCCGUCUCCCGUGAGCCUUGGCGUGCCGCCCCUCGCCAGCUGUGAAGGGGACCCUCGUCUGCUCUCCUGGCAGAUCCAGGCCCGGCUCCAGGCUCCCUGAGGGUCCAGGUGGACACCAGUGCCGCUCAGCUGCGGCAAGCCUGACAGACGGGCGGGCGCCUGCUGCGUGGUGCUCCGGACGGCCACAGCCAGGCCGGGGCGGCCCCCUCUGCCUGCCCAGGCCCGUGGCAGCCUGGUGAGAAGGCACAGCUCUGCACGGCUCUCGGACCAGACGCCCUGCCAAGGCCUGCCCGGCACUCUGCAGAUACUGACGGGCAGCCGACGGGCUGGGGCUCCGCAGCAGCCGGUUUCUGUCCGUGGCACUCACUGUUUGCACUGACUCUGUUGGCCAAGGCCACAGCUGGGCCUGGCCAUUCGCGCUGGACGUUAGCCGGGAACCAGCGAACGGUACACUAAUUGAGAGGGGAGACAGACUGGAGCCGCAGCUGCCUCUGGCCUUCGUUUCCGGUGUGCUUUUCCACUACACUAUAAAUGUCUGACUCCAUCUCACAGGCAGAUCCAGGGUUUGCGUUUUUACCAUGGUUGCCACGUGGGGGUAGCCAUUCUUCUGGUUACUGAAUGCCUAACGAGCCACCCCAAACAGUGGCUUGGAACAACACACACACAUCGAUCGACUCAGCCGCAUACGGUUGCUUGGGCUCAGCAGGGUCAGCCCGCCUCUGGCCCACUCAGCGUCGAAGGCCGGCCUGGGAUCCUCCGCAGGCUCAUCCACCCGGAUGUCCGCACGGGAUGCUGGCUCCUGCCUGCGGCCUGUUUCCCUUAGAAGCAGUUGGCUGGGGAGCCCUUCCACGUGGGCUAUUUUGGGCUUCCCUGCAACAUGGUGCCUGGGUUGAAGGGUGAUGGCCCAGAGAGAAGGGGGAGGAGGGACCAGAAGAGCAGAGCUGUGUCCUGUCCAUUAGAAGCCGCGCAGCCCAGGGGCCAGCCUGGCCUGCUGACCACACGCACACGGCAGAGUGCCCCUCGGUCUGGAUCCUUUCUGCCGAAGGGAUUUUCUUUGUGGCUUCCUCAGACUCGCUGCGAAAGUUGUCACUUGAGGACCAGGGUGGAGCCCAGUGCUGUACUCCCCUGCCUCUGUUGUGCUGUCCUGGGAGCCGUCUCCCAGCCAAGUUGGAAUCCUGCCUCCAUCGCAGCGAGCCCAGAAGGGACUUGGCAGCUGCACUUCCCACCCAGCAGCUGUCAGAUGGCUUUUGUUGAUCAUUCCUGCUUGGUGUGCUGGGUCAGAAGCCCCGCUGAGCCGAACUUGCUGGCUCCCAGUGGCUGGGGAGCUGUCCGUUCAGCACCAGCAUGCAGGCCCUGAUGCCCACAGACUGAGCCAGGUUCCCCAAUUCUGCUUCUCUUCCAAGCAAGUGGGAAUUGGGGGUCAGAAGAACCUUGAAGGGUUCAGCUUAGGCUGCCUGGUUGAUGUUCCUUGUAGGGGGGCAGGUGCUGUCUGUCGUGCCCCAGCUGCGAAGGCCGUCUGGGUCUGGGGCCCAGGUUUGGGUUGUAGGUGGCUCAGCUGUCACUCCUCCCGGCAUUCCUGGGUUCACACACUGCAGAGUCCAGGGGGUGCUCCCUGGUGUGGCCACAGGGGUGAGCAUGGAGCCAUGGCCUGGCUCUGGCAUCUGCUGCACCUGUCGGCCACGUGGGCUCUACUGGACCUUGCUCUUGGUCUGUCUGGAUCUGACAAGAUGAGCUCAGAGGCUGUUUAUGAUCAUAUUUAUCACUGAGAGCCACCCGAUAUGUAAUGAGUUGGUAGUGCCUGGGUCGGAGUAAACACGCAGCAAGUGUUCAUGAUUGUGGUUAUGCUGUGCCAGGCGCUGUGCUAAGCCCCACCUGACCGACGGCUCAUUU
Molecule: messenger RNA, 8421 nt
Organism: Oryctolagus cuniculus (rabbit)
Lineage: Eukaryota; Metazoa; Chordata; Mammalia; Lagomorpha; Leporidae
Gene: CIITA
Product: class II major histocompatibility complex transactivator
Biological process (GO): positive regulation of MHC class I biosynthetic process; positive regulation of MHC class II biosynthetic process; positive regulation of transcription by RNA polymerase II
Molecular function (GO): ATP binding; protein binding
Source: RefSeq, a predicted model, not a curated record